This is a messenger RNA of Malaya genurostris, 2761 nucleotides long. RefSeq lists its product as uncharacterized. The coding region runs from base 148 to 2640 and encodes 830 amino acids. The transcript has 4 exons. Gene Ontology annotation, molecular function: ATP binding; ATP hydrolysis activity. The record is from RefSeq and is a predicted model, not a curated record. Gene Ontology annotation, biological process: protein import into peroxisome matrix. Gene Ontology annotation, cellular component: cytosol; peroxisomal membrane. NCBI's taxonomy places the organism in Eukaryota, Metazoa, Arthropoda, Insecta, Diptera, Culicidae.
GAAAUCGGUUUUGACGUUUCUUAAUGUUUUGGUCAAAAGUUUCGCUGAACUUUGGGUUUGUUAUUAUUCCGUAUUUGGAAGUUACAAAACUAAUCGUUAUGAUUAUCUAUCCGAGGUUUUGGUUUAAGGAAAUUUGAUAGGACUACAAUGUUGACAAACCUCGGUUUAUUAAUUCGCCUCGUGUUUUACUGCUGCCAAAUCCGGUUUCGCAAAUAUCCUGUAUUUUAUUUUCCAGUGUUCGUAUUUUUGCAAGGCUUGCAGAAGCUCAGCAACGACAUCAAACUGCGAAAUGCCACCUUUCGGGUAGUCCCAAUGCCAAAUCUUCUCUUCGAGAAACAUCAACGUGGUCGUCUGGUACGCUCCGAGCAUACCUUGUUCGUUUGCCGGACAGUUUUUAAUCAGUAUGUUGUGGAGAGAGAAAUUAACUGGAUCAAUCUGGUGAUUAGAGCCUUUGGUGACGAAACGGGACGGCAAAAUGAAGUUGACGGGUUGCUGUCAAUUAUUCUGAAUAGGCAGAAUGUGUCAGUACUGUUCCAGGUGCUCCCUCUGGACGGAGUUCCGCCCCAUGUGAUAUUUGUCAAGGAAAAUCUAUUCCACGAACUAAAUGAGCGGUAUAAAGUUGGUUGUACAGGCUUUAGCGGUAAAUUACAACGAAUAUCGGAACAACAACACCUUCCUCAAGUGGCCACGAAAGCAAAUGUUUUCGUUUACAACUCACCGUACGAUUUAACUGCAGAAAUGGUGGACUUCAUUAUGGUAAAAUUUUUCGAAACUCCUCGGCUGUUGUAUAGAAAUCAUACCUACCAGAUAGCUUUGAACGAACCCUUUUUGGGAAAUACAUUUUAUACGAAGAACUUUGCUACAUUUGCUCACUUGCGAUCGUUAUAUUUCAAAUGUUUGAAUCUGGAAUCAUCGGACAACAGUUUUGAACUGUGUGGGAUUGUAUGCAAAAGUUUGACUAGUCUACAGCAAACUACAACUUAUAACAGCUUCGUUCCACGACAGAAUCUUGAUGAUUUGGUGUUUGUUGCUGCUUGUCCGUUUGGAUUGCGGAAAUACCAUCAGGAGUUAAGCGCAUCGCUAACAGCAUAUCUGUCACAAGGGGAUAAUUCUUUGGUGGAAAAUCAGAUCUAUCCGUUGUUCAUGCUGAAGGGAGAACGGGGAAUAGGAAAGUCAACUGUCUUACGUUCAGUUGCGCAAUCGCUUGGAAUACAAAUUUUCUAUGGAGAUUGCAGCGAUAUUAUGACUUCGAUCUCUUCUCAGACUGAAAACAAACUGAUCUCUGCGUUGAAUAAAAGCAAAAUCUGCGAACCGUUAAUAAUCGCUUUGCAAAAUUUUGAAAUUUUCGGUAUCGAUAACGAAGGGCACGAAGACCUGCGAAUUCUGGCUACCUUUCAGGCAGAAAUUCAAUCACUCUUUACUCGAAAGUACUUUCAUCCGAUUGUUAUUGUUGCGUUAGCCAACGAGAGGAAUUCUGAAAAGCACCGAUUAAAUAGUUUAUUUUUGGAUGUUAUCGACUUCCAACCUCCAACAGUAGAGGAAAGGUAUCAAUUAUUGCGUUGGAUAGCCAUUAAAGAAGGGUUCGUUUUACCAUCAGUGCAGUGGAAAAAAAUUGCCGAACAAACGCAGGGUUUCAUUUUUGGUGAUCUUAAAUUGCUCUGCCUAAAGGCAGCUCUUCCGUCGACUUCUGAAGAGUCGAAGUUUGCUAAUUUCGAAAAGACACUUGAAGAGAUGCAGUCCUCGUUUGCGGACAGUUUAGGUGCUCCGAAGGUACCGAGAGUUCUUUGGUCGGAAAUCGGUGGAUUAGCUAAGCUAAAAACUGAAAUACAGAACAGUAUCGGACUUCCCUUGCGCCAUAAGAAUCUGAUGGGUAAAAAUUUGCGUCGCUCGGGUAUUCUGCUGUACGGACCGCCAGGAACGGGUAAAACACUUAUCGCAAAAGCGGUAGCAACCGAGUGCAAUCUGAGCUUCCUCUCAGUGCAAGGCCCGGAAUUGCUUAACAUGUACGUAGGUCAGAGUGAGCAGAACGUGAGAGAAGUUUUCUGCAGAGCGCGCUCGGCGGCCCCAUGUGUGCUGUUUCUGGACGAACUCGACUCGUUGGCUCCCAACCGUGGAGUGUCUGGCGAUUCAGGCGGGGUGAUGGAUCGCGUGGUUUCUCAGAUGCUCAGCGAAAUGGACGGGAUCUCGAAAGGAUCCGAGUCCGAUAAACAAAUUUUCAUCCUCGCAGCGACGAAUCGGCCGGAUUUGAUAGAUCCUGCCCUUCUGAGACCGGGUCGUUUCGAUAAGCUGCUCUACGUCGGUCCCAGUACAACUGUGGAGGACAAAGAAAGCGUCCUGCGGGCCAUUACCAGUAAGUUCAAUCUAACCAAAGACCUCACGCUAAGGAAAAUUGCCGAAAGUCUCGAACUAGACAUGACCGGUGCGGAUUUGUAUUCCAUCUGCUCCAAUGCUUGGCUCAGUGCGGUACGGAGAGCUAUCCGCGGUGCUAGUAAAGACGAAAUUACCGAAGAAAAUCUUGGUCCCGAGCACGUUGUGGUGAACGAGACUGAUUUCAAAAAUGCAAUAAAAAAGUUCAUCCCUUCAAUCAGUCCGGCCGAUAUGGAGUACUUCAACAAACUUAGACAUAAUUUUAGUGUGUGAAUUUACACAUCUAUAGUGUUCAAAUAGUUUAAGUAUGUAGACGUAGUUGAGUAAGUUUGAAUGGAUGGGAUUUUUAAUUGGGUUACAGAAUAUAUUUUGAUUAAAAUAGAACUUUGGUUUU